Molecule: messenger RNA, 1555 nt
Organism: Zalophus californianus (California sea lion)
Lineage: Eukaryota; Metazoa; Chordata; Mammalia; Carnivora; Otariidae
Gene: PDE6D
Product: phosphodiesterase 6D
Exons: 5
Coding region: 640-1035 (131 amino acids)
Biological process (GO): sensory perception of light stimulus
Cellular component (GO): cytoplasm
Source: RefSeq, a predicted model, not a curated record
CGUCCAGGCCCCCGGCGGGACCGGGCACUGGAGGUUGGGCAAGGGGCGUCCGGAGGGAGGACGAGGACGUUGUCGGGAGCCCCCGGAGCUGGAGGCGGAGGAGCCCCGGACGAAAUUGGGCUGGGAGAAGCGCCGGGCGUCGGAAACGGGUAUCGGGGAGGCAGGCUUGGGUCCGAGCCUCGGCCCGUACCCAGAGGCCGGGAAGGGGCUGCGGCCCACAGGGAAGGACCGAGGGGGCGCGGUGAGCUGGCCUGGAAGCCCAGCAGCCCGUUUGGCGGGAAGCCCCCGGGGGAACAGGAGAAAGUGACUCGGAGCGAGUGACCUUGUGUGGGACAAAUGCAAAUGCUUGUGCUAAACUCUCCCGCGUUCCCCCAUCCCACCCCACCCCCGCCUUGUUUCCACAACUUCUCUGCCUCACUUGUGGCUCCUUCCAGGGCUGGAGCAGAGGAAGGUGGGCGAAGAGAAGCCCGGGAUCGACUUCAUCUUAACUCUGUCUUGGCCUUUUGAGGCAUUGGAUGGUGGCUGCUUCUUUCUCAGCUUUUGGACUUUUCUGUCCAGCGAAGUGAGGACCCUAAAGUCGUGCGUGAGGUGCCUUGAGGUGUUUUGGUGUUGCACUGGGACUCCUGGCAAAGAAAUUGGAUGAACCUCCGGGAUGCUGAGACAGGGAAGAUACUGUGGCAAGGAACAGAAGACCUGUCAGUCCCUGGAGUGGAGCAUGAAGCUCGUGUUCCCAAGAAAAUCCUCAAGUGCAAGGCAGUGUCUCGAGAAUUGAACUUCUCUUCAGCAGAGCAAAUGGAAAAAUUCCGCCUGGAACAGAAAGUUUACUUCAAAGGGCAAUGCCUAGAAGAGUGGUUCUUCGAGUUCGGCUUUGUGAUCCCGAACUCCACAAACACCUGGCAGUCCCUGAUAGAGGCAGCGCCCGAGUCCCAGAUGAUGCCCGCCAGCGUGCUAACUGGGAAUGUUAUCAUAGAGACAAAGUUUUUUGACGACGAUCUUCUUGUAAGCACAUCCAGAGUGAGACUUUUCUACGUUUGAGAGAAGAAUGUGUGUGCAUUUCAAGAAUUUGGGUUUUUGGGGGGAAAGGAGGAAACUGUUUACUUUUUUCCUCCACACAUUUGGUUUUUGACACUUCCACCCCUAAUUCCCUGUACGGCAGAACCCACCUGUGGCCACCAGGGGACCAGUUCUGUGUAGGUAACCAGAUGGCUGUUAACUCCUGAGCCGCCAUCUUCCACUGACCAGACUCAACUCCCAACCCCAGACCAGGGCAGAGGGUGAGCCUUGACUCCUUCCCAGGGUGACACGGGACAGACGCUUACCACGAGAGCCACUGCUGUUCCCGCCCCCGCCCUGCCUCCUCCUUGGGCCCCGCAGGCAACACAUCUUCCUUUGGCCCCUGGUUUUGGAAAAAUUCAUAUUCCUGACCUAUGUUUAGUUUUUUUCCUACCAUUUCUAUUUCAUACAUUCUCAUACGUUUAACUUGUAAAAUAGACUGUGAUAUUAUUAUUACAUAAUGAAUUAAAACAUAUGAAUUAAAAUAUUCCUGCAGUCUUUA